Fraxinus pennsylvanica is the source of this 612-nucleotide messenger RNA. Lineage: Eukaryota; Viridiplantae; Streptophyta; Magnoliopsida; Lamiales; Oleaceae. The record is from the annotation of a GenBank genome assembly.
AUGGCCAACGCCACUGCCCAAUCACCCACCUUUUUCAGCCUAAUCGCCACCAUGGAUGACUUAUUAACAGAAGGACCCGAACCCGAUUCAAAGGUUGUGGGUCGAGCUAGUGGUCUCUUCGGGUCAUCUUCACUGCAAGAAGUAGGGCUACACAUGACGUUCAAUAUUGUUUUCACAGAGGGAAAGUAUAAUGGCAGUAUGCUAACUGUAAGUGGGUACAAUCCGUUCAAUAAUCGGUAUCGGGAACUGCCGAUAGUUGGCGGGUGUGGUGUUUUCCGACUGGCUUACGGUGUCACCACCCUAAAAAAUGUUUGGUAUAAUGAUACCUCCGAUGAUGCUAUUGUUGAGUACCAUGUCGUGGAAUCUGAUUCCACUGUCUCUACUAAAAAGGAGGAAUUCGAUGCAAAACCCGAAUAUGAGAAAAGCGAGGCGGAAAUGGAUAUUGAAGUUGAAAUGAAGCCGGACGAAGAAAAUGAAAAUGAAAAUGAAAUUAAAGAAAAGAUGAUCGAUGAUUUAAUGGAACGGAAGAAGCGGAAGGUGAAGCUCCAGAUGAUAUUGUUCGAGAAAUUGAUGUGUAUUUUGCUCCUUCUAUUGAUCCUAAUACUAGGGUAA